AUGAAUCUAGAAAAAUUCAAAAUCGACAAACAUCGGACACUUAAUCUUCACCCAUUAUCUUCAAAAAAUCCACUCGAUAUUUCACUGUCAACAUUCGGAUUCCCAAUGGAAUUGAAGAAUUUGAAAGAAUCUUCAGUUUUAUAUUCGCAAUACAACCCAAAAGAUGAUGAUAUUUGGAUAUUUAUUGAUUUGGAAUCCGAAGAACGAGCGGGAUAUGCAAAUUCUUACGGAAAAAAUUCGGUUUUGAUUAAAAAAAUAUCAAUGAAUCAAAUGGGACCGUUUUCUUCCAGAUUAUUAAGAUUGGCCUCUCAAUACCCCGUGUUUGUUGUUUAUCGGUUAUUUUUAAUCUAUGAAAAUGCAUCUUUCAGACAAUUCAAGAUUGCUGGCAUCAAAUUGUUAUGGAUUUUAUCAGAAAACAAUCGAUUUCUAAUCGAAAUUCAAGUUGAUAAUGAAAGUUUGCUGAACUCUUUUGAAGACGAAAAAAUAAUUGAAUUGAGUCAAUAUAUAGUUGGAAGAAUCAUCAAUUCAUUUUUCAACAGUCUUCGUUUAUGGAAUUCUUCAUCACUUGAAUUUUGGCCAAAUAAUCCAAUAUAUAACUCAAAAGAAGGCUCCGAUUUUUUCGCGUUCUUCAAUUCUCUCGAAAAAACCACAGAAGAUUGGCAACCUGAAGCUGGGAAUGAAUAUCAAGUUCGAGAUGAUUUAUUGAACAGUCAACUUAUGGAUUAUCAAAAAACCACUGUGAAAUGGAUGAUUUCUCGAGAAAUUGAUGGAAAAAAUGCAGAUUUUUGCGGCUUAUUUCAAAGUCUUCCUAUUCAAUCGAUUUUCUAUUAUCCAGCUUUGGGUGUAUUUUCUAGAAAACCAGAUUUAAGCAUUGAAUCAAUUCCAAAUGGUGGAAUUUUGGCAGAUGAAAUGGGUUUGGGAAAAACAGUCGAAAUGUUAGCCUUAAUUGUUUCAAAUCGUAAAGAAGUUAAAGGAAAUAUAAAGAGAAAUGAUGACAAAAAAGAAGAACAAUUAGACUGGAAACAAUAUGUGAGCUGCACUUUUUUAUUAGAUUUUUAGUAGCUGUGCUUAAUUUCUACCUAUCUUAUCUCUGAGUAUGAAAGGCGAAGUUGGGAAAUUUGUUGAGUUAUUAUUAGAUUUUAAAUAUUAAAAUUUAAAAAAAAACGUUGCGUGUUGGCCUCAUUAUUUUUUAGAUAUUCGAAUGAUCAAAUUCUCAUUUUUGAAAACUUAACUCAUCAAGACUGGUGACAUACUGAAAAUGUGACUCGAUCCUAUUUUAAUCAAAUUCUAGAGCUUCAAAUUUUGCCACGCCGUGAACCAUGUUCAGGGUUGAGAUAAUCGGAAUUCAGAUGAAUUAUCAUAUUUUUUUUCAGAAACAACAAAAAUCUAAAAAGAUUGAUAUAUUUCCUGUCGUUUAUACAGCAGAACGUAAUCCAACAAAUGCACAAAAGCUGGAUAUUUUGCGAAAAUGUUCAAAGUGUCAAGAAAAUUGUGUUUUGAAAAAAUGUGGCUGGAAAGAAGAUUUUGAUGCUGAAAAGAUCGCGUUCUUGUGUCCUCAAUGUAUGGCAAAAGAAGAUCCAUUGGAAGUUGGAACAACUUUGAUUAUUAUGCCAGAAACAUUGAGUAUGCAAUGGUAUAAAGAAAUUGUUAAGCAUUGUAAUGAAAAUUUGAAAGUUAUGGUAAAUCAAUAAUAAUACCUGAUAUUAAAUCAAUUAUUGUUUUUUUUCAGUUCUAUUUUGGCAUGAGUAAUACCGGUUAUUUGAAUCCACACAACAUCGCCAAAUACGAUUUGAUUUUUGUUACCUAUCAAACUUUGGUGGGCGAACUUGUUUUCACCAAUUUCAAAAAUAAGGAUAAAUUUGGAACCCGAAAAUAUUCACCAAGUUCUUUGAAUCAUGUGAAAUGGUGGAGAGUGAGUUCUGGGGAAAGAUGGUAUCAUGCUAAGAUUUGUGAUAGUUUUGAAAUUUUUUGCUAGAAAUGAUUCUAGAAUAUUUUCUCAACGCUCGUAAAUUUCUAUGCUCUUCAUCAAAAUAUUGGCCUAUUUUCCCUACCCCAAUUCAAAUUUUCCACUUGCAGUUAAUUACGGAUGAAUCUCAAUUAGUGGAACUCGGUGUAUCAAAACCGGCUCAAAUGUGUCAAAUCAUCAAAGCUAAAUAUCGAUGGGCCAUGUCUGGAACACCUCUUCUUAAAAACAUUGGUACACUUGGCGGACUUUUUGAAUAUGUCGACUUUUGGCCAUUGUCUAAUGAACAUUUUUGGAACAAUUUUGUGAUUCCAGGUUUGCAAAAUUUUGAGUGUAAAUUCCUUAAAAAUCUCAAAUUUUUAUCAGAUUUCAUUGAUAAAGCUAGAAAAAAUCAAGCAGAUCAAAGUUGGUUAAUCAAAUUGGGAUCACAAGUUAUGCGAAGAAAUUCGAAAUCAAUGGUCGAGGCUCAAAUCAAAUUACCGGAAUUAGUAGAAAUUGAUAAAAUCGUUAAAUUUUCAACGAUUGAAGAGAGACAAUAUAAAAAUGAUAGGGAUGAAUUGAAAAGUUCUAUUGAAAACGUGGUGAACACUAUGGGAAAUGAGAUUUUGGUGAGAAAUAUGAUUGGAAGAGAGAGGAUUUUGCAAGCUUUGAUUGUUUUGAAGGAGACUCUCAUUUCUUGUAAGUUUUAUUGUUUUGAAAAAAUACAUUAAAAAUUAUAAACAAAAAUCUGAUAACAACGUUGGAUUUCUAUGCGAUUUUUUUGCAAAAUUUUUAUUUUUUCCAGGCGGCGAACAUCUCCAAGAACCUCAUAAACGAAAAAACAACGAAAUCGUCAUUUCUGAACCGAUAAACAUUCUUUUUCGCAUGAUUUGCAAGAAAAAACGGGAAAUUCAUGAGAUUUUACGGCUAAUUGUCAAAUGUUCCAACAUUGAUUCGGACGUUUAUUGGUUGGAAAAUAAUUUCGAUGGAGUUGCGAGAGGAUAUGAAGAAGUUUUGAGAAUGAUUGAAACGAUACAAGAUUUGAAUACUAAUAUUGGAAGAUUGGUCAAAAUUGAGAAUGUGAAAAAGGAAGAGGAAAUUGAGGAGAAUGGUGAGAAAUUUGCGAUUUUUUGAGACUAAAUAUGACUGGUUUACUGUAACCGUCAAAAUAUAUAAUAUUCAAAAAAUCAUCUAUUUUUCCCUACUUUUUCAGACGAAACCCCGGCAAAAAGGCGAAAACUUGACCCGAAAGAUGAAUUUGACGAAGACGAUGAAGAUUUUAAUGAAGAAAAUCUAGUAGAAGAUGGAGCUGAAGAAGAAAAUGGGAAUGAUGAAAAAUCGAUAGCUAAAUUGAGGCAAAAAACGCUCGAAACUGUGAAAAUUGAAACGACUUCGAUGAUUCAUACUAUGGUGUAGGUUUUUUGGUGAUCAAUUAGUCGCAAAUUUCAGAUUUGAGUCAAAACGUGGGAAAAAACAUACAUUUAAAAUUCUCUUUUUUUCAGAAAUCUCAAACAAUUGGCUGAAUUUUUUCCGAAAGCAAGCAAAAUUAUUGAAAAUUUUGGCGGAAUUUCUAGAAUUCAAGAAGAAUUAGAUUCGUCAAUUCUAUCAUAUGUGAAAGAAGAUUUGACAAGAUUUGAGAAAAUGCGCUCAAAUGUGAAUCGAAGUUAUGAAAAAGAGCAAAAAAUUUGCGAAAAUAUGUUUGGUAGUUUGGCACGAUUUUAUGAGAAUCAAGAGAUUGGCGAUGAUUUUUUCGUCAAAUCAUUGGAUUUGGAAAAAGUUGAAGAGCUUUCUGAGAAUUUGGCAUUUUGGCCGAUUUUUCAGGAUUCGAAGAAACAUUUAACAGAUGGAGCUGUGAAAUUAGAGUAAGUCGGAAGUUUGCACUGUUUUGAUCACACCUCGGCCAAAAUCGUGGUUUCCGAAAUAAAAAAUUGUACGCUAACUUUUUACAGUACAAAAAUUGUGGAUUUUUCAGUUUUUGUCCUCUAAAAACUGAAAUUCAGAUUUUUUCAAAAAUUGUACUCUGGCCAGCCACGGAUUGGCCGAGGUGUGGUUUUGAUGUAAUAAUUUAUUUGUCAAAAAUGAUUUCUCGAUUUUCAGCGAACCAAUAAGAAAGGAAAAGACGAACAAUUAUCACAAUGAAAAAGAAUGUAUGGGAAUAUGCAAUAAUUUGUCAUUUUCUGAAUUAUAUCCAAAUUAUAAAUUGGCAACAAAUUCCGAAGUCUACAAAAAUUUAUCGAUUUAUUUGAUAACUAUUGUGGAUAUGAGUCAGGAAUUGAAAGAAGAUUUUGGAUUAUUGAUUGAUUAUUUAAAAGAUCUUUCAAAUUAUGAAAAAAUCAAUAAUGCUUUACUCGCUAUGUCUCAUUGUCAACAUCCAAUUCUUAAUAAAAUUAAUAUUGAUGAAAAUGAAAGGAAAAUGGAAAAAGACAAAUUGAAAUGUAAAAUUUGUCGAGUUUAUCAUAGUUUGAUACAUUUUCGAUAUUUGAUUGGAUUGGGAAGUUUUCAUGGAAUUCCGAAAAAUGAGAAUGCUCGAAAAAAAUUGGAGAUCACAAAGCUUGUUGAGAUGAUUUUGGAAAAGGAGCCGAGAAGAAAGUUUGUGAAAUUGGACGAAUUCGGGUAAGACAAUUCGAAUUUUAGUGGAAAUUUUCAGAAUUCUCUUGAAAUUUUGAGCUCGAAAGAUGUGACAAAAAACAUAGUUCACUACGGGGAUCGAACCCGUUAUCUCCAGAGAACCACACUUCUUCUAGAAAAUAUCUGAAAUUUCACAAGGAAUCUGAAAAUCCUCUAGUUUCCGCUAAAUUUCUGAUUUUUUCAGAAGUUUCCAUAAAUAUAUAAUCGGACUACAUAAAAUGACGAAAUUCAUUCAAAUUUAUUGCACGAAAUUAGCUGCAUAUGAGAAGAAAUUGAGAAUGUUAAAGAUUGCCAAAUAUCGAAGAUCAAUGAAUACAAUGAGACGAAAUUAUGAUUCAAUGAAAAAAAAAGAUGAAACAGAUGAGGAAUUUGAUCGGAAAAUUCUAGAGGUUAGACAUUUUUUCCGAUUUUGAGAUCGAAAAUUAAUUAUUAUUUUAUCAAAAAUUCAAAUUUCCAAACAAAAUAUCGAUUAUUUCCAGAUUUCACAUAAUCGAAAUAUUCGAACUGUUCAAACACAUGUGCCAGUAAUGAAGCAAAAAUGUAUUGAAUUUCGAUAUUUGGUCACACUUUGUGAAGAACUAAAUGGGUAAGUUUCUUUUCAAACUUGUUAACAAAAAAAUACAAUUUUUCUCCCAGAGAAAAUGACAAAGAUUCGAAUUGUUGUCCAGUUUGUUGGCAAGAUUUCGAGAUUUUGGCUAUUUUACCGUGCGCUCAUCGAAUUUGUGAGGAUUGUUAUUUUCAAUUCAAAGAUAGGAGGUGAAUUUUGAAUUUUUGUGAAAUUUCAGCCUGGAACAGAUUUCUGAAAUAUGUUUAUCACUUUUCAAAUAUUCGCUUUUUAUCCAAUUCUGAACUAUUUCCAGCCCCUUCUCAAUUACAUGUGUAACAUGUCGAAGAACCUUUCAACACAUCGAAAUCCUGAUGGCCUGUCAACCAAAAAAUCACGAAAAUAAUGUGAUCAGUGGAGUAAUUCUGGCUGUUAAAUUGGAGGAAACUAUCAAACUCAUUCGUCAAAUUCUUCGUGAAAAUGAGGAGAAUAAGAUUGUGUUGUUCACAAAUUUCGAUAUCAACCGACCGAUUUGGAAAUUUUUAACUAGUGUUUUGCACAGGGCAAAGGUACAUUUUAUUUCAAAUAUUUUCGAAUUAUCUUCAAUAUAUGAUUCUGAAAAUUGGAAGGAGGAACUAACAGAAAUUAAAGAUUUUAUUUGUUUGAUGGUUCCUUAUAUUUUUGGAAGUAGUUAAAUUUAAGAAACAAUUUAAAAAUUCUUUGCAGGUUCCGUUCAUUGAGGUGAAUACUGUGAACUACGGAAAAAAUAUGUCGGAAUUCGAGAACUCGAAAAAUUGUCGAGUUUUGUUGUGCUCUUUGUCAAGAUGUGCAAAUGGACUGAAUUUGACUCAUGCAAAUCACAUCAUUUUCUUGGAUCCAACACAUUUAUCAUCAGUUAUUCAACAAGCAAUUGGUCGAAUUGCCAGAAUUGGACAGAAAAAUACGAUGAAAGUAUAUCACAUGAUUGUAGAGACAAGUAUUGAUGAGGAGAUCCGAAAAAUCGCCAGAACUGGAAUGAAUGUAAAUGGUCAGGCUAUUGAGAGUGAGUUUUUUGAAUUCAAUUGGACUUUUUGGGCUGGAAGAGUGUAUUAGGGGAAUAUUUUUUGAGUGAAAAAUGUUUUUUACAGAAACUGAUUUGACUGUUGGUCAACUUCGACAAAUUUUUGGCAUUCCUCAAAUCUAA
This is a messenger RNA of Caenorhabditis angaria, 6297 nucleotides long. The record is from the annotation of a GenBank genome assembly. NCBI's taxonomy places the organism in Eukaryota, Metazoa, Nematoda, Chromadorea, Rhabditida, Rhabditidae.